CUUUGAUUUUCACCUUGCAACGCGCUCUUCCCCCCAACUUCCAAGAUGAGCGAACGUCGAGAAAGUCUCAGCCUGCAGGACCCAGAGAAGCUGGCCAAGUCCGAUGCGGUCGAGCCGGCCAGUUUGGCCGACCACCUGCAUGGCCGCCAAUUCAGUGUCGACGCCGCCGAUGUUGCCAUUGUUGAGACCGAUCAGGGCAAGCUGCACCGGAAUCUGCAAGGCAGACACAUGCAGAUGAUUGCCAUUGGUGGUGCCAUCGGUGCUGGUCUCUUUAUUGGAAGCGGUGGUGCUUUCCAAACUGGAGGCCCUGCCGCCGUUCUCAUCGGCUUCAUGAUCAUCGGUUUCAUGGUUUAUCUCAUGAUGCAAGCGCUUUGCGAAUUGGCUGUCAUGUACCCCAUCAACGGAGCAUUUACCAUGUACAUCUGCAGAUUCAUUGACCCUUCGUGGGGAUUUGCCUGUGGUUGGCAAUACGGCAUUGGUUGGCUCACGGUGCUUCCAUUCGAAAUUUCCGCAGCUUGCAAUAUCAUCCACUAUUGGACAAGUGUAGAGAACGUGAAUGAUUGCGCUUGGAUCAUCCCGUUACUUUUCGCUCUGACCGUCAUCCAAUACUUCGGAGUCAGGGGCUAUGGAGAGGUCGAGUUUAUCCUCAGCGCAAUGAAAGUCACUGCCUGCAUUGGAUUUAUCAUCCUGGGAAUCAUCAUCGACUGUGGAGGUGUCCCGACCGAUCAUCGAGGCUACAUCGGAGCCAGAUACUGGCAUUCUCCAUGGAGUGCUUUCCUCAAUGGCUUCCACGGUUUCUGUACCGUCUUUGUCACGGCCUCCUUUGCUUUUGGCGGCACCGAACUUACUGGACUUGCGGCUGCCGAGGCCAAAAAUCCUAGGAAGGAAAUUCCCAGGGCUUCGCGACAAGUCGUGUGGCGUAUUUGCAUCUUUUACGUCGUCAAUCUCUUCCUCGUCGGCCUUAUUGUCCCUGCAGACAGUCCGCUCUACAGCGGUCCGGGAGCCGAAAGUCGACAUUCCCCCUUUGUGAUUGCUAUCGAACUAGCAGGCAUCAAAGCACUCCCCUCGAUAUUCAACGCCAUGAUUCUGAUUUCUGUCAUGAGUGUUGCCAACUCCUGUACAUUUGCCUCUACUCGAACUUUCCAGGCGUUGGCUCAACAUGGUAUGGGACCCAAGCUCUUCGCAUACGUCGAUAAGAAGGGCCGCCCUGUCGUCGUCACCAUCCUUCAACUCCUUUUCGGUUGUUUGGCGUUCCUCAACCUGGACAAGAAUGGAGGUGGUAACGUCUUCAACUGGCUCCUGGCCUUGUCCGGUCUCUCUUCGUUCUUCAUUUUCGGCAGCAUCGCUAUUGCGCACAUCCGCUUCCGGGCCGCAUGGAAACAUCAAGGCCACAGCUUGGAUGAAAUCCCCUUUAAAGCCGCUUUCGGCAUCUACGGCUCUUACGUCUGCGCCGUCCUGAAUUUCGUCUGCUUGGCCGCCCAGUUCUACGUCGCCCUGUACCCGGUCGGCGGGCCCAAUCUCAACGCCACCAUCUUCUUCCAGGACUAUCUUGCCGGCCCCUUCCUUCUCGCCCUGUACCUGGGCUGGAAGCUCUGGUCUUGGUUCAUGCAAAAGGAGCAUCGCCCGCUCUAUGUCAAAAUCAAGGACAUCGACAUCUACACGGGAAUGCGCGAGGGACAGGUCGAACUCAUUUCCGGGCCUGGCGUCUCGGACCAACAGCGCCGGGAGAGUAUCAUGGAACUCCAAGAGGAGCAGAAGAAGAAGGGAGCCCUGGACUGGGCAAAGGCUGCGGUCCACUCUGUCUUCUGAUCGGGUCCGAGGAAACAAAGUCUCUACCAGCUGCCAGCCGCCGAAACACCCGAAAUUGCCACUGUGAAUGUAGUUCUCUCAAAUCGAGUCGGAUGGAGCGUUCAAGGCUCGUGAUAAGGACGGGGGGGGUUUUUUUUGGAUAUGCCAGAAAAGAAGUGGUCCAGAGACAGAGACGGGAACCAACAGGGAGAGGGAGAAAGGCGGAAAAAAGGAGCCAUUCAGAAUGUCG
Messenger RNA from Cladophialophora immunda, 2038 nucleotides. RefSeq lists its product as uncharacterized. Lineage: Eukaryota; Fungi; Ascomycota; Eurotiomycetes; Chaetothyriales; Herpotrichiellaceae. Gene Ontology annotation, biological process: amino acid transmembrane transport. Gene Ontology annotation, molecular function: amino acid transmembrane transporter activity. The record is from RefSeq and is a predicted model, not a curated record. Gene Ontology annotation, cellular component: membrane. The coding region runs from base 46 to 1809 and encodes 587 amino acids. The transcript is spliced from 9 exons.